AUGGGAAGCCGAAAGCAACAUAAAACACGUCCAUUUUCAAACGAUGUACAUUUUUAAAAAACGGCUUUGAGCAAGGUCUUUAAACAAAACAUUGCGGAGAGGUGCAGCCCGACGCAAAGCUAUCUGAGCGAAACGGAAAUACGAAGGAGCGAAGCAUCUUGAGUCCGCCUCGCAACAACAACAAUGGCCGCCUCCUGCUCGCUGGUGUGCUGCGGAGAGGAGCAUGAUUCCGACAAAGCUGUUAUUGUGCGCUUUUCCAACGGCAGCGUCCCACCUGGGGACGGACUGGAUGUCGCGAUGUACAAAAACCAAGACGAAAGAAACCCGAGGAAAAAGACCAGGCGGAUAGUGGCAGCUGAAUCAGACCGACUGUGCUAUGUUGGAAAAAACUUCGGAGAGGGGUCCUUGAAGUGCAACAACCUUUGCAAGUAUUAUGUGGGAGUGCUAAACAGGAAGACCAUGAAAAUGGAGGUGCAUGAGGCUCAGCUCUUCAACUUGCAACCUGUCAUACCAGGAGAAAUGACAGAGGAACACAAAGCCCCCCAGGACACUGCCCUAACCUACAAAGACCAGGUCGAUUCGUUGAUCGAGGCGUUCGGCACCAACAAACAGAAGAAAGCUCUGAGUUCCCGCAGGCUGAACCAGGUGAGCAGUGAUACACUGCAUCAAGCGGUGGCCAAAGCCGUCCACACUGUGAUCAACCACAAGGGUCUGGAAGCCCUCCAACAGGAAGUUGUUGACACUGAGGCCCAGGGAGAGAUGGCUGUCCACCGGCCCCCCUGCAACCCAGGCGCUGACAAACCUGAAAACGUCUACUUAUUUGACGACGUCCUGAGUCCGAUGGAGUUCGAGGCUCUGGACGAGGCUGGCUCCAAGAUGGCUUCACUCACCCCGGAGGAGAUGCAGAAGAUGAGGGACAGCGGAGGGUCCUUGUGCGUGGUGAAGCACCUGGAGAACCUGCCGAGCGACGGCGAAGCCAGAACGCGAGCGUCGCGCUGCAUCUUUUACCUCUCGAUGCUCCUCAAGCUGGCCCAGCAGAGGAACGUCUCCCACAAGUUCGGGUUGGAGGAAGGCUGCCCUCGCAGCGUUCAGAGCAAGCUGCUCCAAACGUUCACCAUGGAGACUUUCAACAACGGCAGGGUCCAGAACAUGGUGUCGUCAUCAAUGCGGACCAAAUUAGCGGCGUACUCCAUGGCAUUGCUGCUGCAUAUGAAUAACAUGAUCUGUGACCUCACGUUGUUGCACCGUGACCUGGGAAUCACUGAGGCCAGGAUGAUCGAGGUAGCCAAGUCGAUGGGACUGACUCUAAUCCGACACGCCCGGGGGAAAGCCAAGGAUGGCGAGGUCAGAGACACCAACCGGUACGCCUCCCUGGUUCUACCGCUGGUAAAGUACGAGGUGUUCCUGGAGCAGCGGAAACGCAAGAAAAUGCCCUGAAAGUCAAACUGCGAACUCGGUCAGCAAGGAGGACUCUAAGAAUUGGAAAUACCACAAACAAAGAACUGUUUAUUAAUG
This is a messenger RNA of Pungitius pungitius (ninespine stickleback), 1515 nucleotides long. It is a transcript of the gene polr1e, whose product is annotated as RNA polymerase I subunit E. Gene Ontology annotation, cellular component: RNA polymerase I complex. The transcript is spliced from 11 exons. The record is from RefSeq and is a predicted model, not a curated record. Gene Ontology annotation, molecular function: DNA binding. Gene Ontology annotation, biological process: DNA-templated transcription; transcription elongation by RNA polymerase I; RNA polymerase I preinitiation complex assembly. NCBI's taxonomy places the organism in Eukaryota, Metazoa, Chordata, Actinopteri, Perciformes, Gasterosteidae. Bases 184 to 1437 code for a protein of 417 amino acids.